AUAUUUUCCAUGCAAUUUUUUUGAGGUAACUCAACGUAUCGAAACUUCGGAACCGAAAAUUAAAGUGAAUAUUUAAUAACACUUUGUCAUGCUCGGUUUUUAUUUGUGAAUUUAUACAUGGUUGCAUGUGGAGUGAUUAUAUCUUUUAAUCCAAAUAGAAAAAUAGUUUGUGGUUCUUUGUUCCAAAACAGUUGUGCGAAACCGAAAAGUUGAUCGGAAAAGUUACAAAGAAAAUCUUUCAAAAUUUCCUUAAUCAGAUAAAUAAAAUUGAAAAAAUAGAGAGCAUAAACAAGUGUAAUAAGAAAAAGAAAACUGUCGAUAUUAGGGAGCGGUAUAUUUGACAGUUUGUCAAGUAGUGUCGACAUUCGCUCAGUCUAUCAAAAAAUCACAUAUCGCUGAUUUUCCAUCAACGCUGCGGCCAUUUUGUUAGAAGUGUGCUUGAGAUUGGAAGUCACGACUCGGAAGUUGCCGUUCGGUCGAAGGUUUGUUCGAUUUUUUCGAGUGCAGGAUUUGUAAGAAAUUGCACCGAAACGGGUUGAUCGCGUUGUGCAGUGCAAAAGACCGUGCAUUGUCUAGUUAAAGAGCUGGAAUAACAUCGGGAUAUAGCCGAUAACUACGUCCGCCAGUCAAAUUGCAAACUAAAAAGAAGGAUGGAGGACAAGGCGACACUGAAAGACUUGGACCAAUGGAUCGAACAAUUGAACGAGUGCAAACAACUGACCGAAACGCAAGUGAAAACCCUGUGUGAUAAGGCAAAGGAAAUCCUAGCUAAGGAGUCAAAUGUCCAAGAAGUUAAAUGUCCGGUGACAGUCUGUGGAGAUGUUCACGGCCAAUUUCACGACCUAAUGGAGCUUUUCCGGAUAGGCGGACGGUCGCCGGAUACCAACUAUUUGUUCAUGGGGGACUACGUUGAUCGUGGGUAUUAUUCAGUUGAAACUGUUACGCUAUUAGUGGCGCUUAAGGUUCGAUAUCGUGAGAGAAUUACAAUCCUGCGGGGUAAUCACGAGUCCCGGCAAAUUACGCAAGUGUAUGGCUUCUAUGACGAGUGUUUACGAAAGUAUGGCAACCCAAAUGUUUGGAAAUAUUUCACGGAUCUGUUCGACUAUCUCCCGCUGACAGCAUUAGUUGAUGGUCAGAUCUUCUGCUUGCAUGGAGGUCUUAGUCCCUCAAUCGAUACGCUCGAUCACAUCCGAGCACUGGACAGAUUACAGGAAGUUCCACAUGAGGGACCGAUGUGCGAUCUUUUGUGGUCCGAUCCGGAUGACCGAGGUGGCUGGGGAAUUUCGCCCCGUGGUGCCGGUUAUACCUUCGGACAGGAUAUAUCAGAAUUGUUCAAUCACUCAAAUGGUCUGACACUGGUAUCGCGGGCACACCAACUUGUAAUGGAGGGAUACAAUUGGUGUCACGAUCGUAAUGUUGUUACAAUAUUCUCUGCACCAAACUACUGUUAUCGUUGCGGUAACCAAGCAGCAUUAAUGGAAUUAGACGAUGCACUGAAGUUUUCAUUCCUGCAAUUUGAUCCAGCUCCACGCCGCGGUGAACCACAUGUGACUAGAAGAACACCGGACUAUUUCCUUUAAGAAUAUCAUAACGAAUAUUGUAAUACAUACUACAAAUUAAACAAAAGAAUAAUAUACCUUAUAAUAAAAAUAUAAAUAUUAAUUAUAAGCAUAUAUUAUUUAAAACAAAAAAAAAUAAAAAUGGCAAAAGUUUGUUAAACUUGUAAGAGCAGAGAUAAGCGUAAAUCACAAUUACACUCAAAUAAACUACUUAGGAAGCCAAAAAAUUAAAAAAAAAAAAGAAAAAUAUACGUGACCGAAAAAAACCUGAAACUAAUGCAACAUCUCUUAUUGGCUGCUCACCAUUCAGUUUAGGUAUCACGGAUAAAAUAGUUAAACACUUUACUAGAAAUUAUAACGCCAACGUCGCAGUUCAUAUACUCAUUUCAUAAGCCAUCAUCUUCACAUCGUUAUACUCAUUUCCAUUGCAACCGAGUAGAUGCUACUAUUUUUCUUCGGCAUACGUUUGACAGCAGUUAGAAUCAGCCUAGUUCAAUUUAUCACAAUUGCAGUAACAACUAUUCUCUCCGGAACUGUUAUACCUAGCCGCAGAUGAUACUUGUAAUACAGACGCACACACAGACAAAGUGGUGAUAUGCAUAAAUGUUUUCUAUCAUGUUGUAAAAAUUGAAAUUGGCUUACGUAUGUCUUUGAAAGUAUACACUUUGCCGUGCAUUGAAAAAAUGACGCGAAAAUUAGUCGUUUCAGUGGCCAAAAUUGUUAAAAAUGAAUCAUUUAAAAAAAAGUGGCCAUAUUUGCUGCUUUUCUUUGCGCGCCUAUUUACAGCACCAUCUGUGGUUAUAAAUUUUUUUUGCUCCCAUGUUAGUCUAAGAAAAAAGGCUAGUUGCAUUCUAAGUAAAAGGAAAUACUUUGUUAUUAUCAUAACAUUAACAUUUAUUUAAUGGAAUCCCA
Sabethes cyaneus is the source of this 2471-nucleotide messenger RNA. RefSeq names its product serine/threonine-protein phosphatase PP2A (gene mts). The transcript is spliced from 5 exons. The coding region runs from base 651 to 1580 and encodes 309 amino acids. Gene Ontology annotation, biological process: mitotic cell cycle; peptidyl-serine dephosphorylation. NCBI's taxonomy places the organism in Eukaryota, Metazoa, Arthropoda, Insecta, Diptera, Culicidae. Gene Ontology annotation, molecular function: protein serine/threonine phosphatase activity. The record is from RefSeq and is a predicted model, not a curated record. Gene Ontology annotation, cellular component: cytosol.